Coffea eugenioides is the source of this 2434-nucleotide messenger RNA. RefSeq names its product amino acid transporter AVT6E. Gene Ontology annotation, biological process: amino acid transmembrane transport. The record is from RefSeq and is a predicted model, not a curated record. The coding region runs from base 283 to 1743 and encodes 486 amino acids. The transcript has a single exon. Gene Ontology annotation, molecular function: amino acid transmembrane transporter activity. Lineage: Eukaryota; Viridiplantae; Streptophyta; Magnoliopsida; Gentianales; Rubiaceae.
AUCCAUUGGCCCUCCAAAAGAAAGGAAAAAAAAAAAAAAAAAGUCCACCCUUUGACCAUCCUUAGAUCUAUGCUCAAAUCGCACAGCCCCGGCCCUUUCCCUCUCUUCCAUCGACAAUUCAAUUAAUCUCAAUAAAUUUGCAGAAACUUGAGUUUUUAUUCCCUUUUCUGCAUCCAAUACCGGAACCAUCUCAUUCAAAAAAGGUGCUUCUUUUUUUGCUCCCAAUUUUCAUGGACAUUGGCUUCUGAAAAGAGCAGUUUGUAAAAAUUUAUUAGAACACGUAUGGAUAGUAAUUAUUCAGCUAUAUCCAAGGAUUCUGACGUAGAGUUAAAGGUUAAAGAUCAUGUCUUGGGAUCAAAGGACAAGUCUUUCAGAUUGAUAUCUCAGGAUGAAGAACUGGGCUAUGUGAAACCUGACAACGUGGAUGAUUCAGAGGUUCGUGAUGAUCUUGAUUUUGAUAAUUUACCCCUUAUUAUUGGAGAAGCUAAAUCAGGGUCAGGUAUUUAUGGUGCUGUUUUUAACCUUACCACUUCAAUUAUUGGAGCUGGCAUCAUGGCCUUGCCUGCAACCAUGAAAGUUUUGGGCUUGGUUUUAGGUGUUGUGCUUAUUCUUUUAAUGGGAAUCUUGUCUGAAAUUAGUGUUGAAUUGCUCGUUCGAUUUGCGAUUCAUUGCAAGGCCUCAUCAUAUGGGGAAGUUGUGCAAGCUGCACUGGGUAGGGCAGCUAGGAUUUUGUCUGAAAUUUGUAUUAUUGUCAAUAAUGCUGGCGUUUUGGUUGUGUAUUUGAUUAUAAUGGGGGAUGUUUUAUCUGGUUCACUUAGGCAUAUUGGCGUUUUUGAUCAGUGGUUAGGCCAUGGAAUGUGGGAUCAUAGGAAACUGUUGGUUUUGGUCAUUGUGGUGAUUUUUCUUGCACCCCUUUGUGCUUUGGACAAGAUUGAUUCAUUGAGCUUAACUUCAGCUGCCUCUGUAGCUCUUGCAGUUGUAUUUGUUUUUGUUGCUUUUGUUGUGGCGUUCAUUAAGCUUGUUGAAGGAAAGAUUGAGGCUCCAAGAAUGGCACCUGAUUUUGGUUCCAAGACGGCCAUUUUGGAUUUGCUUGUGGUGAUUCCUAUUAUGUCAAAUGCUUACGUCUGUCACUUUAAUGUUCAGCCGAUCUACAAUGAGUUGGAAGGACGCUCUCCUAGCAAGAUGAAUCGUGUGGGGAGGAUCACGACAGUAAUCUGUGUUUUGGUUUAUGCUUCAACGGCUAUAGCUGGAUAUUUGCUCUUUGGAAAGGAUACCGAAGCUGAUGUGCUGACUAACUUCGAUAAGGACCUUGGAAUUCGAUUUAGCACUGCUUUAAACUACAUUGUCCGAAUAGGAUAUAUAUUUCAUUUAAUUCUAGUGUUUCCUGUGAUCCAUUUUUCGUUGAGGCAAACAGUGGAUACCAUGUUGUUUGAAGGAUCAGCUCCACUUCAGGAAAGUAAGAAGAGGUGUCUGGCCCUGACGUUAGUGCUCUUAGGACUUAUUUAUUUUGGAUCCACAAUGAUCCCAAACAUCUGGACAGCUUUCAAAUUUACAGGAGCAACCACAGCAGUGUCAUUGGGAUACACAUUUCCGGCUCUUAUUGCACUCAGGUUAAGCAAAGAAGGGAUUAGUCUGAGUUUUGCAGAGCGGUUAUUGUCUUGGUUCAUGUUAACAUUGGCAAUUGUUGUUAGCGUUGCUGGGGUGAUUGGCAAUGUGUAUAGCAUUAAAAGCCAAUCUGAGUGAUGUUUUUAUUUUAGUCUAGAAGUUGUAUACGAGAGUGGUUCGGACAUGGAGGAAACUAGAGCAAAUGGUGGAGUGAGUUUUCAGAUGAAUAGCUUUGCCGGAGCAGUGGCUUAGUGAGGUGAAGAAUGAGCAAUGAGCCCUCCCUCUGCAGAGCCAGAUAAGAUCUUGGGCAUAUGCCAAAUUUCAGCAUUGAUAGCCUUGCUUGGAAACAGAGUGUUUGUUCCGGACUUUUGGUCAUUUUCAUUCUACUUUGCAAGCUUAAGAGCAAUCAACAUUGAGUUUUGAGCAGGCAUCCGGAUUGAAGUCAUUGUUUGAUGGGAUUGCUGCAGAAUUGGUACCUUGUGCUCCUUAUCUUGGCAACUUUUGGUUAUGCUUCCACCUCGAGCCUAAUCUCUUUUGCUACCAUAGAGUAUCAAACAGACUUGUAAUUCUUUUUGGCAUUGUUCAUUAAGAAACAUGCGCAAACCAUUUAAAGUUAGAUGGAUUACAUACUUUGCUGAUGACUCGUGUUGGAAGAUACAAAAAGCACGCUUAGUUACGGGUAUCAAUUUGUAGUUCUCACUUGCGUUUGCACUUGAAAAAAAUGGUAUUUUGUGUUCCACAGCAGUGUCGUUAGGUUUUAUAUUUCCAGCUCUUAUUGCAGCCAGGUUAAGCAAAGAAAGGGUUAAUCUGAGUUUUGAGGAGAGGUUAU